Ooceraea biroi (clonal raider ant) is the source of this 1830-nucleotide messenger RNA. It is a transcript of the gene TrpRS, whose product is annotated as Tryptophanyl-tRNA synthetase. The record is from RefSeq and is a predicted model, not a curated record. Gene Ontology annotation, biological process: tryptophanyl-tRNA aminoacylation. Gene Ontology annotation, cellular component: cytoplasm. Gene Ontology annotation, molecular function: ATP binding; tryptophan-tRNA ligase activity. NCBI's taxonomy places the organism in Eukaryota, Metazoa, Arthropoda, Insecta, Hymenoptera, Formicidae.
GAAUAUGCGAAUACGCGAUUUGACAUACACGAGUAAAACAACAAAAAUGAUUUUAAAAAAUCUUUGUGCUUGACAUGUGACAUCGUAACGUGUGAUCUCAGGCUUAAUGACAGAUUCAAUUUUUUCUUUUUUUUUUGUUGCGAGAUGACACCAUCGGCGAUUGCGUCAUCGCGACGAGUGUGCGUUGUGCGAAGCAUCGUACGAAAUUUCAUAUUGCGGCGAUUCGCUUGCGUGCGCAUCUGGUAAUUGUACGGUGUUCUGCCGGGAUGACGACAUAACCUUCAAAAGUCAGAGUGACGGCGUCGAGCGUGUCCUAGACAGCUGUGUCACGGACUAGACAGAUUCACUGGCGCAAGCGCUCAAGUUUCCGUGUCAUUACAUUUAGAUAACUCGAAAGGCAGGAUAUUUAGGAAAAGGACGCUGAUGGAGGACGCGCAAAUUCGAGGAUACGCGUCAAACGGCGUUGCCGAGGACGAGGAUGUUGUGACACCGUGGGCAGUCACGAGUGCCAAUGAUUCCGGAAUUGAUUAUGACAAGUUAAUCAAGAGGUUUGGAAGUUCAAAGAUAGAUGAUGAGCUGCUGGCUAGAUUCGAGAAGAUCACUGGCAAGAAACCGCAUCACUUUCUCAGAAGAGGCAUAUUCUUUUCUCACAGGGAUAUGCAUACCAUUCUGAACCUUUACGAACAAGGAAAGCCCUUUUAUUUGUACACAGGUAGAGGACCGAGUUCGGACGCGAUGCAUUUGGGACACCUGAUACCUUUCAUGUUCUGCAAAUGGUUGCAGGAUGUAUUCGACGUUCCUCUAAUCAUACAGUUGACGGACGAUGAGAAAGCCAUAUGGAAGAACAUCAAGAUAGAAGAUGCCAUUAAACUGGCUUACGCCAACGCGAAAGACAUUGUUGCGUGCGGUUUCAAUCCCGAAAAGACUUUCAUCUUUUCGAAUUUGGAACACAUAGGUAACAAUCCGGCAUUUUAUCAGAAUAUGAUCAGAGUACAGAAAUGCGUGACAUUCAAUCAAGUGAAAGGCAUCUUCGGAUUCGGCGAUAGUGACCCAAUCGGAAAGAUCGCAUUUCCGCCGACGCAGGCGGCGCCAGCCAUCUCAGGAUCGUUUCCCUUCAUCUUCAAGGACGCCAAGGUACAUUGCCUGAUACCGUGCGCGAUCGAUCAGGAUCCGUACUUUCGCAUGACCAGGGACGUGGCACCUAAACUCGGUUUCCCGAAGCCGGCCUUGCUGCACUCGAGUUUCUUCCCAGCGUUGCAGGGCUCCAAAACAAAAAUGUCGGCGAGCGACACGAACACGGCGAUAUUCCUGACCGACACCGCGAAACAGAUCAAGAACAAGGUUAAUAAGCAUGCGUUCUCGGGCGGUCAGGCUACCGUGGAAGAACACAGGCAACUCGGUGGUAACUGCGAGGUAGACAUCUCGUACCAGUGGCUGCGAUUCUUCCUAGAGGACGACGAGCGAUUGGAAGAAAUCAGGAAAGGUUACACCAGCGGUGAGAUCUUGACGGGCGAGUUGAAGAAGCAGCUGAUAGACACGUUGCAGCAACUCGUAGCUGCACAUCAAGAAGCGAGGAGCAAAAUAACAGACGACGAGAUAAAACGAUUCAUGGUCCCGAGAGAUCUCGGUUUCACGUCAGCAAUCAAAUAACUAUGAUCGGAUCACGGCAGCGGAAGCACUAUCGCGUCAGUUCGUUAUUUUUGGAAAUGUGUUAAAGAAGAUGAAAAGAAAAAAAAAAGAAUUAUUUAUCAAAGAACGUUACAAGGCACUCUUAUAUAAUCUCUCCAAGACAGUAAUUUCGUUGAAAGAAUAAAUUAAUUUUUCUAUUUA